AUGGAGGAAAAUUCCAUAGAGGAUUAUCAAUUAAAAAAAAUAAAAGAUAAAUUUGAUAUUUUUGAUAAAAAACAUAUAGAAAAAAUCAGAACAAAAGAUUUGCCUCUUAUUAUGCAAGAACUUGACAUUAAAGUCAAUAGAAAUGAAUUAAAUGAAUUAAAGGAUAUUUUGGAUCAUGAACGUACAGGAUGGAUUGAAUAUGAGCCUUUUAAAGAGAUAAUGAUAUUAAAAAUAAAGGAUAAAGAUCCGAAUUUAAAUAUUAUCAAGGCAUUUUCAUUAUUUGACAAAGAUUCUAAGGGAAAAAUUACCCUUGAAGAUCUUAGGCGUGUAGCCAAUGAUAUAGGAGAAAAUGUAUCUGAUAAAGAAUUAAUGGAAAUGAUUGAUGAAGCGUCUCCCUCUGGAUAUGUAGGUAUUGUUGAGUUUGAAAAUAUUAUGAAAAGAGCUGGAAUUUUUUGA
Molecule: messenger RNA, 456 nt
Organism: Pneumocystis murina B123
Lineage: Eukaryota; Fungi; Ascomycota; Pneumocystomycetes; Pneumocystales; Pneumocystaceae
Exons: 2
Coding region: 1-456 (151 amino acids)
Biological process (GO): mitotic cell cycle; centriole replication
Cellular component (GO): centrosome; centriole
Molecular function (GO): calcium ion binding
Source: RefSeq, a predicted model, not a curated record